GUUUGCAUCAGAUUUCUCGCCACAGCGGUGCGCGGGGAGCACGGGGAAAGAGCAAGCCGUGGAGCUGUGACAGUCAUCCAGUCUUAAUUCGACGAGCUUAGUAUAUACCAGGUACUUAAAAGCCGCCGACGGUUGAGAUUCCUGGAGACCUUCCGCGCCACCUCUUAUCAAUCUGGAAUCGAAAACCCACCAAAUAUGAGCGCACACCCACUGUUUCCUAGACAUGGCGAUGCCGCGUCCACGGACACACACUCGGGCAUGACGAUGGACAUGGGCGGCGACUCGUCCAUGUCGUCAUCGCCCAUGAUGAUGUCAGUCUUCCAGAACUCGAUGUCCACCGCGCUUUUCUCGUCACGAUGGACGCCCCAUAGCACAGGCACCUACGCGGGCACGUGCAUCUUCCUCAUCAUCCUAGCCGUCAUCUUCCGCGGCCUGCUGGCCUUCAAGUCGUGGCAGGAAACCAGGUGGCUGGACAAGGAGCUCAACCGGCGAUACGUCGUCGUCAACGGCAGGGGCACGCUGGCCGAGAACCUCAGCCGGGAUUCGCUGGCCAAGGGCGCCAUGGUGGUGAGCGAGAACGGCGUGGAGGAAAACGUGUUGCUGGUGAGGAGGCGGACGCCAUGUGCGCGCCCGUGGAGGCUGAGCGUCGAUCCGUUGCGCGCCGUGAUCGAUACUGUUAUUGCUGGCGUGGGAUAUCUUCUGAUGUUGGCGGUUAUGACCAUGAAUGUCGGCUACUUCCUAUCGGUCCUCGGCGGCACUUUUCUGGGGAGCCUUCUUGUGGGAAGGUUUAUCUCAUUGAGCGAACAUUAAUUGCAACCUUCGAGCGCACAGAGGGCACACAGCCGAUUCUUUAGCAUACGCGUGCGCAAUCGGCUUGGAAUUAUGAUGGGUAUGACGGGGCUUGGGCGUUUAUGGGUACAGGUCGGAAGGGGUUUCUUCUUGGAUAUCGGGUUUCGCGGCGCGGUAGC
Molecule: messenger RNA, 968 nt
Organism: Chaetomium strumarium
Lineage: Eukaryota; Fungi; Ascomycota; Sordariomycetes; Sordariales; Chaetomiaceae
Product: Ctr copper transporter family-domain-containing protein
Exons: 2
Coding region: 196-810 (204 amino acids)
Biological process (GO): copper ion transmembrane transport
Cellular component (GO): plasma membrane
Molecular function (GO): copper ion transmembrane transporter activity
Source: RefSeq, a predicted model, not a curated record